GAGCGAAAAUGUCGAGUGUGACUCUCCACGUGUACGACUUGAGCAACGGCAUGGCGCGGCAGCUAUCGCCAGCACUACUGGGCAAGACAAUCGACGGGGUGUGGCACACGGGUGUGCUGGUGUUUGGCAAGGAAUACUUCUUCGGCGGCGGCGGUAUUCAGGCCAUGCAGCCGGAAUUGGUGGUACAGCGCUAUGGUAUGCACCCCGUGCGUACCAUCACACUGGGUGAGACGAGUUUGACACAACAGCAGUUGGAACAAUAUCUGCGCGAGAACAGUGCGCGCUUUACGGACGCUACUUAUGACCUGCUGCGCCACAAUUGCAACAACUUUUCGGACGACGUGUCCAAGUUUCUCGUUGGGUCGGGUAUUCCACAGUACAUUCUGGACCUGCCGAAUGAGGCGCUCAACUCGCCAUUUGGAGCAAUGCUGAGACCCAUGCUGGAGAACAUGAACAACCAGAUGCACGCGGCACCAGGCGACCAACUCUUCUCGAUCCCAUUUAAUGACCCGUCACGUGCCAACCUCGUCGUGCCUGCUGCUGCCUCAUCAUCUGCUGCUACUCCAUCGGUAGAACUAGCGUCGCGUCGGUUUAAAAUCUCCGGGUCGCCUGCCCUCUACUUGGAGAGGAUGGUACAGCUCAUUAAAGAACGCAACACAGAGAAACUACUGUCUGAAGAUGAAGUCUCAGAGCUUGAUGCCUUGUCGGCACACGUCGGGGAGGACAAUAAGGAAGCUGAAUCGACUAAGAGCGUAGAAUGGUGGAAGAUUGCUAGCAAGUUGCUGUCUCAAGGACACGAGUCCGCGCUCUUCUUCCCAGCGCUGGGCUUGAUUCGCGUGCUGUUUCUCCAGCCAGCUCACUCGCAGGCUACAACAGAGAAGAACGCGUGCUUUGAGGCCAUUGUUCACGCCUCAGAAAUCGAACCUUCGUCACUGACGUCCGCACAGAAGACUCUGCUACUGGCUGUGCUGCUGAACGCCUUUGCUAACCCCGGAUUCAGUGACAUGGCGCUCUCCACCUCGACACGUUUUCUUCCUUUCGUGUUCGCUACGAUCGCCGAUCCGUCCACCAGCCAAGAAGCGCGUGUGCUGAGUGCUCACAUCAUCAGCAACUGCUGCUUGGCAAUGAAGAUUGGAGAGGAAGUGGUGGUCACUACCAUCGUCUGUGGUGCUGUGGAGACGCUCGAUCGAAUCUCAAGGCUCCAACCUACUUCUGCUCUACAUCAACAAACCAUCGAAGGAAUUAUCGUCGGCCUUGGCCGCUUGCUGCACAAAUUUGAAGCUGCUCGCACUCUGUCGGUUGAACUUGGCCUCGCUGAAGUCAUCCGCCGCCUGAACGUAACACCAGGCCUCAAUGCCAUCCAGCCACUGCUCUCCGAAGUUGUGCAGUUGAUUUAGAUACGAUAAGAAGAAGAGCACGUUGUCCAAACAUGAAUUAAUACCGGUACCGGUAUUGAUAUACCUGAUUCAUUUACCGCUAAAACAUAAGAUAUUCUACCUAAUCAAUUC
Messenger RNA from Phytophthora infestans T30-4, 1508 nucleotides. RefSeq names its product peptidase, putative. NCBI's taxonomy places the organism in Eukaryota, Oomycota, Peronosporomycetes, Peronosporales, Peronosporaceae. Bases 9 to 1397 code for a protein of 462 amino acids. The record is from RefSeq and is a predicted model, not a curated record. Gene Ontology annotation, biological process: protein modification by small protein removal. Gene Ontology annotation, molecular function: peptidase activity. The transcript has 2 exons.